GUGGGCUGGUCCUGAGCAGCUCGAGAGCGAGAUUGAGAUAGUUUGGAGACGAGGUCUGGACACGAAUUCCACUCCUCUCGCGUCCCUAAUUUAGAGAAGUGUAUGCAGUGAGGGGUCUGCGCGCCUUUCCAGGUGGAAUUCCGAUAGGAGCUGGGACUAAACUAACUGGCUCGAGUGGUGAACUCGGUUCAGGACAGGUGAAAUCCCCUGCGGGCAUCGCGAGCGUAGUGAAGGUUAUGAGAUCUUUUCAUUCUCUGAGGGCAUGGAGGAAUGCCAGUCUUGGCAGUUUACACCGUGGACAGGCCCCUUCCCAUUCUAAGUGAGAAUUAAUGGCGUGUGCGUUCAAGAAAUUCUCCAUUUACAAAAGACUAACACGGGAUAUCAAAUUAUCCAUUCGGCGCUUGGUUCGGUGAAGGAAUUCGGGAAUUUUCUGAAGUGCAUUGGAUUCAGUUUGUAACUGAGAAGUGUCGCAUGUUUUAGUUGAAAAAUAAAAGCCAAAACCAUGACAAAUAAACAAAACGGAAAUCUGUAAUCGUUUUUUGAUGGACCGAUAUGUGAGUAAAGGAAUGAUAUAGCCUAACAUUUAACAAAAGGAGGGCGAGAGAGAGAACACACAAUGAAGGAGAAAUCCAAAACUGCCGCAAGGACUAGACGGGAAAAGGAGAACAGCGAAUUUUAUGAACUGGCCAAAAUGUUGCCUUUACCCUCGGCUAUUACGUCGCAGCUGGACAAAGCGUCUAUAAUACGACUGACAACAAGUUAUCUGAAGAUGCGAAUUGUCUUUCCUCAGGGUUUGGGUGAGGCUUGGGGUCACACGAGUCGAACGAGAUCUUUGGACAAUGUAGGACGUGAGCUGGGAUCCCACCUUCUCCAGACACUGGAUGGCUUCAUCUUUGUUGUGGCGCCAGAUGGAAAGAUCAUGUACAUCUCCGAGACAGCAUCAGUCCAUUUGGGACUCUCUCAGGUAGAGCUGACCGGGAACAGUAUUUACGAAUAUGUUCACCCAGCUGACCACGACGAAAUGACUGCAGUCCUGACACCACAUCAGCCGUACCACUCGCAUUUCGUCCAAGAAUACGAGAUGGAGCGCUCUUUCUUCUUGAGGAUGAAAUGCGUGCUGGCGAAGAGAAACGCCGGCCUCACCAGCGGUGGAUAUAAGGUGAUUCACUGCAGCGGUUACCUGAAGAUCCGUCAGUACAGCCUGGACAUGUCGCCUUUCGACGGCUGCUACCAGAACGUGGGCCUUGUGGCGGUGGGACACUCUUUGCCUCCCAGCGCUGUGACGGAGAUUAAGCUGCACAGCAACAUGUUCAUGUUCAGAGCCAGCCUCGACAUGAAACUGAUCUUCCUUGACUCGAGGGUGGCAGAGCUGACAGGUUACGAACCCCAGGACCUCAUUGAGAAGACCCUGUACCACCACGUCCAUAGCUGUGACACCUUCCACCUACGCUGUGCUCACCACUUGUUGCUGGUGAAGGGCCAGGUGACCACUAAGUACUACCGUUUCCUAGCCAAACAGGGAGGCUGGGUGUGGGUGCAGAGCUACGCCACCAUCGUCCACAACAGCCGCUCCUCCAGACCCCACUGCAUCGUCAGCGUCAACUACGUCCUUACAGAUACUGAAUAUAAGGGAAUGCAGCUCUCCUUGGACCAGAUGACCCCUAGCAAGCCAGCGUUCUCCUACACCAGCCCUCCGAUCACUACAGAGGAGAGGAAUGGGACCAAGUCCUGUAUGAUACACACCAAGGCCAAAGUCAGAGUGUCCCCCUAUCCACAGCAGUUUUCAGCCUUUCACCCAGAGCAUUCCGAGUCCGACCAGGACAGCCAAUGGGGAGGUAGCCCCCUGACAGACUCCGCCUCCCCUCAGCUGCUGGACCAAGGGGAGGGAGCGGAGGGCGGUGCCUGCGCCUACAGACUCUACCCCGACUCCGGCUCCCUGUGCUACGGCCUGGCCCUCUCAGAGGAGGACCUCACGCACACCCACACCCCCACCCACCCUCACGCCCCCGCCUGCGACCGUGGUGCCAGCUGCCAGGCUGGUCGCUACUUCCUGGGCGCUGCUCCCCAGUCUGGACGGGAGGCCUGGUGGGAUGCCACGCGCUCUGUCCUCUCCCUGCCCAAGUCAUCUCUGGAGAACGGCGAGGGCUACGACCUCACUUCCUAUCACAGCCUGGUCCAAGGAAGGGGCCACUGGGACGAGGAGAGCGUGGUCAGCUCACCGGAAGGGGGCGGUGGCUCCACCUGCGACUCAGGUGAGCGUUACCGCGGCAGCACUGGCGGUGACCAUUUCCAGGCGAGCCCUCAGGAGCCCAGCAAGAUGGAGACAUUGAUCCGCGUCACGCAGCAGAUGAUCAAGGAGGAGGAGAGCCGCCUGCAGCUGCACAAGGGGCCCCUGGAUGCCCUGGGCCCUGUGGGGGGCCUCUCCAACAAGAGCCACAGACCCUGCUCCUUCACCCCCUCCUCCCUGCCCCUCCCCCAGACCGCCAUGCCCAGCGUGGUGUGUCGUGGCCCGGGAGUCGCCAACGGCAUCAACGUCACCCUCACUUCCGAGCGCCUCCAUCACCGCAACGAUGGCGGAAAGGUUUUGGGUUCCCACGACAACGAUGACAAGAACACGGCCAGCCCGGCCUCUCUGUCUCGCCUCAGCAGCCCCAGCUCCGACGGGAUCCCCAGGUCGGGCCUGUCUGUCUCCAAAGACUACCUGCAGAGUCAGACAGACAUCUCGCCCCACCACAACCCUCCAGGGCAGCAGGGGAGCCCUCAGCUCUACCCUGCCCAGGAGAGGCAGCCCCUGGACAGGCACGCAGCCUACACCCUGACCGGCUACUCCCUGGACCACCUGUACGACGCGGAGAGCCUGAGGAGCUACUCUGGGCUGGGAGGAGCCCAGUACGGCAUGCUGCCCCACAUGAGGAUGCAGGCCGACCAGAUACAAGGACACAAGGGCACAUCGGUGAUCAUCACCAAUGGGAGCUGACCGUACAUGACUGACAUAAAGACAGACCAAUAGUGUCUCAUUGAAGGAGUAUAUGUGGGACUUACGAACUUACUCCUCAUAAAAUAGGGUCUGAUCCGAUUUUAGCGCCUGACAUAGGGGUUAGGAUAUUCCCUAUAACACAGGUCUUCUCUGUCACACUUUACUGAGCCCAAGAGAGCCCAGAACAGCAAGCAAAAUGGUUGCAAUGAUGUUAUCUUUUGUUAUGCCUUAGUCAGGUUGUAUACUGAUUAUAAAAGAACAUUGUUUCAAUGUCUUUUUACCAACCAGAAAAAUACAUCUUUAACUGGUUUUAAUCUGGUUACCUGAUGAAAUAGCAUACAAAUUAUGACAUCUUUCCCAUAUGUCUUGAUGUUAUCAUAAAUAAACAGUUUUAACUGUAAUCUGACAUCUCUACAACAACAACAAAAAACUGUUCACAACCAGAAACUGACGUCAUUAUGACAUUCCAUGCCAAAUUUUGCCCUCUGGGCAAUUUCAUCCCCCCCACCCCUGCAUUGAACUGAGAUGCUGUGGAAAGGCUUUUCAAGUUUUCAGUGAGUUUCCAGCUUGGUUAAAGAUAAACCCAAUGUUUUUGUCCCAACAUAGUGUCACGCACCAGUAACUAGGCCUACCGAAAGGAACUUUUCCCAAGGUAGUAGACAAUGUGCAAUUCCAUUGUAUACACCCCAUGACCUCAAACCUGAUAAAGCAUUGAGUAACUUCAUCACAAAAACUUAAAUGGGGGGGAAAGUCGUUCUUUAUAAAAAUGCUAAUGUUUUUCUAUAUUUAAUUGUCAACAUGUUGAUUUUAUUUUAUUUUAUUAAAUGUCAUGUUUACGGUCAAAGUAUAACAUUUGGUGGCAGGGUUACUUUAGUUUCAAUGUUGGCAUUAUCUUUGCAUCCCAUUUGCCAAAUUUCCCCUGUUAGUAGAAGUCUUAAGGCAUGACAACAACGUUUAUCACUUUAAACUUCUGGUUCUUCAUCAUGUGUUUGAAUUGAAAAAUAAUAUUGUUAUGUUCAGUUUUCUUACCCCCAAAAAUAUGUAAAGUAUCUCUUGUCUAACUUUAUUUAUGAUGUAAAUAUGUUCAGAAAUGGCUUUCUUUUUUGGACAACAGGUCAUAAGUGUAUUUAUUAACUGGGGAUAAAAAAUAUUUUGAUUCUAAA
Coregonus clupeaformis (lake whitefish) is the source of this 4140-nucleotide messenger RNA. Its product is annotated as single-minded homolog 1-A-like. Gene Ontology annotation, biological process: regulation of transcription by RNA polymerase II. The transcript is spliced from 12 exons. The record is from RefSeq and is a predicted model, not a curated record. Lineage: Eukaryota; Metazoa; Chordata; Actinopteri; Salmoniformes; Salmonidae. The coding region runs from base 617 to 2977 and encodes 786 amino acids. Gene Ontology annotation, molecular function: RNA polymerase II transcription regulatory region sequence-specific DNA binding; DNA-binding transcription factor activity, RNA polymerase II-specific; protein dimerization activity.